This is a messenger RNA of Eubalaena glacialis (North Atlantic right whale), 2081 nucleotides long. RefSeq names its product reticulon 4 receptor like 1 (gene RTN4RL1). The record is from RefSeq and is a predicted model, not a curated record. The transcript is spliced from 2 exons. Lineage: Eukaryota; Metazoa; Chordata; Mammalia; Artiodactyla; Balaenidae. Gene Ontology annotation, cellular component: plasma membrane. The coding region runs from base 51 to 1388 and encodes 445 amino acids. Gene Ontology annotation, molecular function: protein binding.
GGGAGGGAGCGCGCCUAGGCCGACCUCUGAGUGGCGGCCCCGCGGCCAACAUGCUUCGCAAAGGGUGCUGUGUGGAACUGCUGCUGCUGCUGCUGGCCGGGGAGCUGCCCCUGGGCGGCGGCUGCCCGGGGGACUGCGUGUGUUACCCCGCACCCAUGACGGUCAGCUGCCAGGCGCACAACUUCGCCGCCAUCCCCGAGGGCAUCCCGGAGGACAGCGAGCGCAUCUUCCUGCAGAACAACCGCAUCACCCUCCUCCAGCAGGGCCACUUCAGCCCCUCCAUGGUCACCCUGUGGAUCUACUCCAACAACAUCACCUUCAUCGACCCCAACACCUUCCAGGGCUUCGUGCACCUGGAGGAGCUGGACCUCGGCGACAACCGGCAGCUGCGGACGCUGGCGCCCGAGACCUUCCAGGGCCUGGUGAAGCUCCAUGCCCUCUACCUCUAUAAGUGUGGGCUCAGUGCCCUGCCGGCCGGCAUCUUUGGCGGCCUGCACAGCCUGCAGUACCUCUACCUGCAGGACAACCACAUCGAGUACCUCCAGGACGACAUCUUUGUGGACCUGGUCAACCUCAGCCACCUGUUUCUCCACGGCAACAAGCUGUGGAGCCUAGGCCAGGACACCUUCCGGGGCCUGGUGAACCUGGACCGGCUGCUGCUGCACGAGAACCAGCUGCAGUGGGUCCAUCACAAGGCUUUCCACGACCUCCGCAGGCUGACCACCCUCUUCCUCUUCAACAACAGUCUCUCUGAGUUGCCGGGCGACUGCCUGGCACCCCUGGGAGCCCUGGAGUUCCUCCGCCUCAACGGGAACGCCUGGGACUGUGGCUGCCGGGCGCGCUCCCUGUGGGAAUGGCUGCAAAGGUUCCGUGGCUCCAGCUCCGCUGUCCCUUGCGUGUCCCCCGAGCCUCUGCAUGGCCAGGACCUGAAGCUGCUGAGGGCCGAGGACUUCCGGAACUGCACGGGGCCGGCGUCCCCGCACCAGAUCAAGUCGCACACGCUCACCACCAUCGACAGGGCCGCCCGCAAGGAACACCACCCACCCCGUGGCCCCGCCAGGGACAAGGGCCACCCGCACGGCCAUCUGCCCGGCUCUCGGUCGGGCUCCAAGAAGCCGGGCAAGAACUGCACCAGCCACAGGAAUCGCAACCAGGUCUCGAAGGCGGGCACCGGGAAGCAGGCCCACGAGCUGCAGGACUAUGCCCCUGACUACCAGCACAAGUUCAGCUUUGACAUCAUGCCCACGGCACGGCCCAAGAGGAAGGGCAAGUGUGCCCGCAGGACCCCCAUCCGUGCCCCCAGCGGGGUGCAGCAGGCCUCCUUGGGCAGUUCCCUGAGGGCCUCGCUCCUGGCCUGGAUACUGGGGCUGGUGGUCACUCUUCGCUGAGGACGCAGGGCACCAGCACCCAGCACUGCCACGUGUCCACCAAGGAACAGGAUUUCUUUUCUUUUUUUACAAGUGGAGGAUCUGCUGGGUUUCAGGCAAAGGCUGGUAAAGGCUUCAGCUGCUGUCUGGGCCCUGCCCGGUGGAUGAUAAACCCAAAGUGUACAGCCCCAAGCGGGAGGGGAUUAGUUCAUCCCACCCAGCUGUCCCAGCCAGCCCCCGGCCGAGCACCUAUGGACAGCAUCCACCCAGCAAGGCAGUUAAAGCCGCAGAGUGAAUCCUUCAUUAGCAACGAUGGGACAGUGCCCCACGGGAGCUGGGCUCUGUGGAAUCUGGUCAUUUGGAGAGGUCUGAAGGGCCCCCGCCGCUUCUGGAGGAAGCAGGACUCAGAGAACAGACAAGGGUCACCAAAGAAGCUGGGUCCACCAGCUAUUUGGGAGCACAUGAGCAGGUGGCAUUUUGGCUCUUGCCUGAGGCCACUUAGUCACCCUGCCCUGAAUCCAACCAUGUGCCACCUUCAGUCCCUCCCUCGGGGGUAACGCCUCUCAUUCCUGAUGUCUCAGGCAACCCUGGCAGACCAAGGCCCAACUGCUGUCUCCAAGAACCAAUUACCAAAGGAAAGAUCAUCAGAGGCUGAAAUUUAGAACUUCAUCGUGUGCAAUGAGGUUCUCACAGGAGGUGCAGUUUUAUAACUAU